AUGCCUGGGAAAAGCCAGGUGUGUGACAGCUCCCCUUCAUGUGGCAAAUGCACCAAUGUGUUCCCCUCCUGGCUCAACAUUGCCAUGGCCAUGGUGGGAACCAGAGGGGGAGUGGAUAUCCGUGAGAUCAAGGAGAUCCGUCCGGGGAGGAACUCGCGGGAUUUUGACCGGUACCAGGAGGAUCCGUGUUUCCGACCCGAGCACUCCCACUGCUUCGUGCUCCUCUACGGCACGGAGUUCCGCCUGAAGACCCUCAGCCUGCAAGCCACUUCUGAGGAUGAGGUCAAUAUGUGGAUCAAGGGGCUGAACUGGCUGGUGGCAGACACUCUGAGGGCACCCACUCCCCUGCAGAUUGAAAGGUGGCUCCGGAAGCAGUUCUACUCCCUGGAUCGAAACCGGGAAGACAGGAUCUCUGCCAAGGAUCUGAAGAACAUGCUGUCUCAGGUCAACUACCGGGUCCCCAACAUGAGGUUCCUGCGGGAGAGACUCACGGAGGUGGAGCAGAGGAACGGGGACAUCACGUACGGGCAGUUUGCGCAGCUCUACCGCAGCCUGAUGUUCAGCGCCCAGAAAAUGAUGGAUGUGCCGUUCUUGGAAAGGGGUGGAGAAAGGUCUGAGCACUUCAGGGUGUCGCUGCUGGAGCUGCAGAAGUUCCUGCUGGAGUACCAGAGGGAGCUCUGGGCUGCAGAUACCCUUCAGGUACAGGAAUUCAUGUUCAACUUCCUGAGAGACCCUUUGAGGGAGAUUGAUGAGCCUUAUUUCACCCUGGACGAAUUUCUCACCUUCCUGUUUUCCAAAGAGAACAGCAUCUGGAACUCGCAGCUGGACAUGGUGUGUCUGGAGAACAUGAACAACCCCCUCUCCCAUUACUGGAUCUCCUCCUCACACAACACGUACCUGACGGGGGACCAGUUCUCGAGCGAGUCCUCGCUGGAGGCGUACGCGCGCUGCCUGCGCAUGGGCUGCCGCUGCAUCGAAUUGGAUUGCUGGGAUGGUCCCGAUGGCAUGCCGGUCAUCUACCACGGACACACCUUAACCACCAAGAUCAAGUUUUCUGACGUCUUGGUCACUAUCAAGGAGCAUGCCUUUGUCACCUCUGAUUUCCCCAUCAUUCUGUCCAUUGAGGACCACUGCAGCAUUGCUCAGCAGAGGAACAUGGCUCAGAAUUUCAAGAAGGUCUUUGGGGACAUGCUCUUGACCAAACCAGUGGAUAUUUCUGCUGAUGGCCUUCCAUCUCCGAACCAGCUCAAGAGGAAGAUUCUCAUCAAGCACAAGAAGCUGGCAGAGGGCAGCGCUUACGAGGAGCUGCCCACGUCUGUGAUGUACUCAGAGAAUGACAUCAGCAACUCCAUCAAGAAUGGGAUCCUCUACCUGGAAGACCCCAUCAAUCACGAGUGGAACCCACAUUACUUUGUGCUGACCAGUAGCAAGAUCUAUUACUCUGGGGAGACAACCAGUGACCAAGGAAACGAGGAUGAGGAAGAGCAAAAGGAGGUGAGCAACAGCACGGAGCUGCACUCCACGGAGAAGUGGUUCCACGGGAAGCUGGGCGCGGGGCGCGACGGGCGGCACAUCGCGGAGCGGCUGCUGACCGAGUACUGCAUCGAGACGGGCGCGCCCGACGGCUCCUUCCUCGUCAGGGAGAGCGAGACCUUCGUGGGGGACUACACCUUGUCCUUCUGGCGCAACGGGAAGGUGCAGCACUGCCGGAUCCACUCACGGCAGGACGCCGGCAGCCCCAAGUUCUUCCUGACGGACAACCUGGUGUUCGACAGCCUCUACGACCUCAUCACCCACUACCAGGAGGUGCCACUGAGGUGCAAUGAGUUUGAGAUGAGGCUGACAGAGCCAGUGCCGCAGACCAAUGCCCACGAGAGCAAAGAGUGGUACCACGCCAACCUGACGCGGGCGCAGGCUGAGCACAUGCUGAUGCGGGUGCCCCGUGAUGGAGCCUUCCUGGUGCGCAAGAGGAGCGAGCCCAGCUCCUACGCCAUCUCCUUCAGGGCAGAAGGGAAGAUCAAGCACUGCCGGGUGCAGCAGGAGGGUCAGACUGUGCUGCUGGGUAACUCUGAGUUCGAGAGCCUGGUGGACUUGAUCAGCUACUACGAGAAGCACCCGCUGUACCGCAAGAUGAAGCUGCGCUACCCCAUCAACGAGGAGACCCUGGAGAAGAUCGGCACAGCGGAGCCAGACUAUGGAGCCCUGUACGAGGGACGCCAUCCUGGGUUCUAUGUGGAAGCCAACCCCAUGCCCACCUUCAAGUGUGCAGUCAAAGCUCUGUUUGACUACAAGGCACAAAGGGAGGACGAGCUCACCUUCACCAAAAAUGCCAUCAUCCAAAACGUGGAGAAGCAGGAAGGAGGCUGGUGGAGAGGAGAUUAUGGUGGCAAAAAGCAGCUGUGGUUCCCUUCCAACUACGUAGAGGAAAUCACUAGUCCCACUAGCCUGGAGCCAGAGCGGGAGCAGCAGCUGGAUGAGAACAGCCCCCUGGGAGACAUGCUCGGAGGUGUCCUGGACGUGCCCUCCUGCCAGAUUGCCAUCCGGCCCGAGGGGAAGAACAGCCGCCUCUUCGUGUUCUCCAUCAGCAUGGCCUCGGUGUCCCGCCUGUCCCUGGACGUGGCGGCCGACACGCACGAGGACCUGCUGGACUGGGUGAAGAAGAUCCGGGAGGCAGCGCAGACAGCUGAUGCCAGGCUCUCUGAAGGGAAGAUGAUGGAGAGGAGGAAGAAGAUUGCCCUGGAGCUUUCAGAACUGGUGGUCUAUUGCCGACCUGUGCCCUUUGAUGAAGAGAAGAUCGGCACAGAGAGGGCCUGUUACCGAGACAUGUCCUCCUUUCCCGAGACCAAGGCGGAAAAGUACGUCAACAAGAUCAAGGGCAAGAAGUUCCUGCAGUACAACCGGCUGCAGCUGUCCCGCAUCUACCCCAAGGGCCAGCGCCUCGACUCCUCCAACUACGACCCCCUGCCCAUGUGGAUCUGUGGCAGCCAGCUGGUGGCACUCAACUUCCAGACCCCCGACAAGCCCAUGCAGAUGAACCAGGCCUUGUUCAUGUCCAGUGGCCAGUGUGGCUACGUCCUGCAGCCACCCAACAUGAGGGACGACAUCUUUGACCCCUUUGACAAGAGCACGCUGCGGGGCACAGAGCCGCUCUCCAUCUCCAUUGAGGUCCUGGGGGCCCGGCACCUUCCCAAAAAUGGAAGGGGAAUCGUUUGUCCUUUUGUGGAGGUGGAGGUGUCUGGUGCCGAGUAUGACAAUGCCAAGCAGAAAACAGAGAUUGUGGCUGACAAUGGCCUGAACCCUCUCUGGACUCCGAAGCAGUUCCACUUUCAGGUCAGCAACCCUGACUUUGCCUUCCUCCGCUUCGUGGUGUAUGAGGAGGACAUGUUCAGCGAUGAGAACUUCCUGGCUCAGGCCACCUUCCUGGUGAAAGGCUUGAAGACAGGGUUCCGAGCUGUUCCCCUGAAGAACAACUACAGCGAGAACCUGGAGCUGGCUUCUCUGCUUGUCAAGAUAGACAUUUUCCCUUGCAAGCAGGAAAAUGGUGAAAUAAACCCCUUCAGUGCUUCAUACCUACGGGAACGAGCAGGGGAUGGCUCCAGCCAGCUGCUGGCAAGCAGAGGCAGAGAGGGCUCCUUUGAGCUGCGGUACCAGCAGCCUUUCGAGGAUUUCCGUGUGUCCCCAGAGCAGCUCGCUGACCACUUCGAGAGCCGGGAGCGAAGGAUGCUGCGGAGGACCCGGGUCAACGGGGACAACCGGCUGUAGCCCAGGGCGGCAGCGAAAGCACCUCCAGUGCUUGUGAAUCUCACAGCACGCUGUGAACUGGUUUCUAUGGAAACGGCACUGCUAUGGCCUACUUUCAGGCAGCUUUUCCAGUUUCUCUGCUGAAGAGUGUUCCAGUGGAGAACUAAAAAAAAAAAAAAAAAAAAAA
Molecule: messenger RNA, 3928 nt
Organism: Ficedula albicollis (Collared flycatcher)
Lineage: Eukaryota; Metazoa; Chordata; Aves; Passeriformes; Muscicapidae
Gene: PLCG1
Product: phospholipase C gamma 1
Exons: 32
Coding region: 1-3762 (1253 amino acids)
Biological process (GO): phosphatidylinositol-mediated signaling; positive regulation of epithelial cell migration; phospholipid catabolic process
Molecular function (GO): protein binding; calcium ion binding; phosphatidylinositol-4,5-bisphosphate phospholipase C activity
Source: RefSeq, a predicted model, not a curated record